Sus scrofa (pig) is the source of this 4753-nucleotide messenger RNA. It is a transcript of the gene ATCAY, whose product is annotated as ATCAY kinesin light chain interacting caytaxin. Gene Ontology annotation, cellular component: cytoplasm. Gene Ontology annotation, biological process: apoptotic process. The record is from RefSeq and is a predicted model, not a curated record. NCBI's taxonomy places the organism in Eukaryota, Metazoa, Chordata, Mammalia, Artiodactyla, Suidae.
GAGAAGAUUCUGCCUCUCCAGCACCCAGGCCUGUGUUUGGCACAUGGCUCAUAGUAAGCGGCCGGCUGAGGGGCCCUUGAAAUGGGUCCCUGAGGAUCUUAUUUCCUCCCUCCCUCAUCAUCUAAAGAAUGAGGCCAUGGCCGCCAUUUAUUUAUUUGUUCCUUGUUUUGUUUUUAAAUCUGUGAUGCGCCAUCAGGAAACCAUUUCCGCUUCUGCCCCUGGUGGGGCUCUUGGAAAUGCUCCCCUCUCAGCCAAUGGAGAGCACCGAUUCUGGCAGGGGGCUGUGCUUUUUGGUCAGCCCUGCCCCCACCCACCCACUCUGCACACAAAAGCAGCAUAAUUAACUGUCUUAAGGAAGCCGAUCCUCUGCCAGCUGCGAUCUGGCAAGAAGAAAAUACCUCGGAGGCACGAGCUGCGACGAUGACGGGGGACGCUGCCGCAGCCAAGAGAAGGGGAGCCGACCCCUAGCUGCAAGCCGUUCUCCACCCCUGGACAAAAGCGCCCAUCUGCUCCCGUCACAUUGCUCUGGGUGACCUUCCUUGGAUGCAGAGUCCGCCCCUGCGUGCAUCUUCCUCGGAUGCUCUGAAGGCCGGGGGACCGCGCUCUGAAGACGAGGGAUGCCAGGCUGCAUCCUCCCAGGGCUGGUCUUUGUUUGCGAGUAAACGGGAGAGGCCGCGGAGGUAGCCGGGACUCACGCGGAGGAUUCAUCCUUGCUUCAAGUCGACACCUUUUCCCAGCUCCCAUGGGGACCACUGAAGCCACACUCCGGAUGGAAAACAUGGACGUGAAGGAAGAAUGGCAGGAUGAAGCUCUGCCCAGGCCACUCCCAGAAGACACGGGGAUAGACUUGCUUGGCAGUCCUGCAGAAGACACGUCCUCCCCUCCCAACACACUAAACUUCAACGGGGCUCAUCGUAAGCGAAAGACGCUCGUCGCCCCUGAAAUUAACAUUUCCCUGGACCAGAGUGAGGGCUCCCUGCUGUCUGAUGACUUCCUGGACACCCCUGAUGACCUGGAUAUCAAUGUGGAUGACAUCGAGACCCCGGAUGAGACCGACUCACUGGAGUUCCUGGGGAACGGCAAUGAGCUGGAGUGGGAAGAUGACACCCCUGUGGCCGCCGCCAAGAACAUGCCUGGAGAUAGUGCUGAUCUGUUUGGGGAUGGCUCGGCUGAGGACGGCAGUGCCGCCAACGGGCGUCUCUGGCGGACGGUGAUCAUUGGAGAACAGGAACACCGAAUUGACUUGCACAUGAUCCGGCCCUACAUGAGGGUGGUGACGCAUGGAGGAUACUAUGGUGAAGGCCUCAAUGCCAUCAUCGUCUUCGCUGCCUGCUUCCUCCCAGACAGCAGCCUCCCCGACUACCACUACAUCAUGGAGAACCUCUUCCUGUAUGUCAUCAGCAGUUUGGAACUCCUGGUGGCGGAGGAUUACAUGAUUGUGUACCUAAAUGGUGCCACCCCCAGGCGGAGGAUGCCUGGCAUUGGCUGGCUGAAGAAGUGUUACCAGAUGAUCGACAGGAGAUUGCGGAAAAACCUAAAGUCCUUAAUCAUCGUCCACCCAUCCUGGUUCAUCCGCACCGUGCUGGCCAUCUCCCGCCCUUUCAUCAGUGUCAAGUUUAUCAACAAGAUCCAGUAUGUUCAUAGCUUGGAAGAUCUGGAGCAGCUCAUCCCCAUGGAGCAUGUGCAGAUCCCAGACUGCGUGCUACAGUAUGAAGAGGAACGGCUGAAGGCCAGGAGAGAGAGUGCGAGGCCACAGCCAGAGUAUGUCCUGCCCAGGUCUGAAGAGAAGGCAGAGUCGGCUCUGGCAGAGGACAGGUCUUCUCUGGCUACAGAAGAUCAGGAAACAAGCAUGUCCUGAGAUGAUGUGAGCACAGAGGAGGACAUGAAAGAAGAUCCCAGAUGCCAAGAAACCUCUGUCAGAUGUCCUCUGGCCCUGGAUCUUGUCCUUGCCUCAUCCUGACUCACAGACUCGGGGGUGGGGGGUGCCUGUCUCCUCCAUUCAUCUCUGAAACCCAGCAUCCUCUCUAGCUGCUUGAAAACAUUUUUUUAAUGAUGCAGUAUUAGUGCAUUCUGGAAAAGGACCCAGUUCUCAGCCUUCACCCUCCCACACUCAUGAACUCACAGCCAAGAAGGGCAAGAAAUGUUGAGUGUGGCACAUGCAUCCUUGGUGGCCUCAGAGACCUCUCCCACUGCACAAAAUCCUGGUCAGGAUCCUUCUCUUGCUUGUCACCUGGCCCAGAUUGGAACCACAGAUGCCCACCAACUCCCUGGCCAGGACUGGAUUCCUUCUUGUGCCUUUCCUCCCAGAACGGCCCCUGCAGCCCUGGGCAUCUGGCCUGGAAGUUCAGCUCCCCACACCAAGCAGCACCAAGCCCUGGGUACCACCCAGCCCUUGAUCUCAUAGCUCUUCCUUUGACCAGCCCCCCUCAUCUCCUAUAACUCCCACCUUCUUAGGGAGCAUCGGAGCCUACAGCACUGAUAAUCACCCUGGUCCUACAAUUGUAGAAUCACACCCCCCUCAAUCUAGAACAUUCUCAAGCCCCUUGAAUGUGGAGGCCAUACCACAGGGCAAUCCUGAUCAAUACCUCCUACUGAGGGAAUAAGCCUCCCCACUUCCCCAAUCCCCGCCCCCUACACGGAGUUGGGAUGCAUCCCUCAGGUUCCCACCAAGAGCAGUGGCUGAGAAACCAGCUCUGAAAUAAGGUCGUCCCAGAAACACAGACAAAGAAAAAGGAAGAUACAGGGUACUGGAUAUUUGAGUGUUACGAAUGACACUUAGGAAAAUAAAUCCCAAUGGCCUGGAUGCUAUGGCCACCUACAUUCAAGGGAGACAAUUUUCCUUAGGACAAAAAACGCUUUUCCAAUGUGGUCCAAACACCAGCCAGGUGGGCUCUAGAGGGAGUAAGUUCCCCGUCCCUAGAUCCAUUCAAGAAAAUGCUGGAUGGUGCUUGCAGAAAGUGGUCCUCUGCAGUCCCCUCCAAUCCUGAGUCUAUUUCUGUGAAUCUGAGCAAAAGUUGAGCAGGCGCAUUGUCUGGCCCCUCUUCCUGGCUCUGUAGCCGUCCUUAGCGGGUGUCAUCCAGGUUUGGUUGACUCCCCUUCCCCAAUAAUUUCACAGUAGGAGAUUCUUGUUCUCAGUGGACAUCAAUGGGGUGAGUUUUAGGUUAUUCCAACUGUGGGAGGGGGCUAGUGGCAUUCAGUGCUGAGGAAGAGGAGUGGCAGUGCUUCCUUGUGCCACCCCGAAUGCUAGUCCAUCCUACCCUCAAAGAGCCUGCAGCCUAAAGAUUCUGACUGCACAAGAAAUUCCAACAUGGGCCCCCAGUUCAUAGUAGCCCACCCACCACCCCUCUGGACCACCAGCAGCCAUAGUCCUCAGGCAAGUGGAACCAAGGACCCCAACUGUACCACAACAGCCCCUCCAGAAUAGAGACUCCCAUGGAGGCUGUUGCCAGGCCAGCCACAUGUCAACAGAUGUUUGAAGUUCCACAGCACAGCUCCAUCCAAAUGGGGCCACUGUGUCCAGGCCGCCUGCCACCUGCACCCUUCAAAAUUGGCUUUGUGAAAGAUUUGCAUCUGUGGGGCAGUUUUGGCCAAAAUGUAAUGGAUGCCAAGCUCUCACUAUAAAGGGACCUUGGGUUUCCUCUUGUGACACAUGGGACACGUCAUAAGUCCCCAGAGUUCUAGUUCAUACACCCAUCCUUCUGACAGUGAGUUUUGCAGUUUUUAAAAAAACAAAAACAAUUCAUGAUGAUUACUUUCGUGAUGUGAAGACAUCAUUUCCAUGAGCUUUGGGGGAUUUUUAUGUGAAAUAAAUAAACUAUAACUGAGAAGGGAGGUUUGUGACUUUUGUCCAUGUCCUAGGGAUGUGGCGCUGGUCUUGGUUGUAGCGCAGAGGGAAGGGCUUUCACGGGCUGGAAAGGAACACAGCUCAAUGCUACAUGAUCAGCAUCAAAAAAUGGGCAGAAGAUCUAAACAGACAAUUCUCCAAAGAAGACAUACAGAUGGCCAAAAAACACAUGAAAAGAUGUUCAACAUCACUCAUUAUGAGAGAAAUGCAAACCAAAACCACUAAGAGGUACCACCUUACACCAGCCAGAAUGGCCAUCAUCAAAAAGGCUACAAACAAUAAGUACUGGAGAGGGUGUGGAGAAAAAGGAACCCUAGUACACUGUUGGUGGGAUUGUAAAUUGGUCCAACCACUGUGGAAAACAGUAUGGAGAAAACUAAAAAUAGAACUCCCAUUUGAUCCAGCAAUCCCACUCCUGGGCAUCUAUCCAGAGAAAAACAUGACUCGCAAAGACACAUGUACUCCAAUGUUCAUUGCAGCAUUAUUUUCAAUAGCCAAGACAUGGAAACAACCUAAAUACCCAUUGACAGAGAGAGGAGUGGAUCAAGAAGAGGUGGUACGUAUACACAAUGGAAUAUUAUUCAGCCAUUAAAAUGAACGAAAUACCAGCAUUUUUAGCAACAUGGAUGGACCUAGAAAUUAUCACGCUACGUGAAGUCAGUCAGACAAUGAGACACCCAACAUCAAAUGCUUUCACUGACAUGUGGAAUCUGAAGAAAGGACAGAACGAACUUCUUUGCAGAAGAGAUGCUGACUCAUAGAUUUUGAAAAACUUAUGGUUUCAAAAGGAGACAGUUCGGGGGGUGGGGGGAUGCACUGGUGUUGUGGGAUGGAAAUCCUAUAAAAUUGGAUUGUGAUGAUCAUUGUAAAACUAUAAAUGUAAUAAAUUCACUGAGUAAUAAAAAAAAU